This is a messenger RNA of Leptidea sinapis, 1119 nucleotides long. RefSeq lists its product as uncharacterized. The transcript has 15 exons. Bases 62 to 1087 code for a protein of 341 amino acids. Lineage: Eukaryota; Metazoa; Arthropoda; Insecta; Lepidoptera; Pieridae. The record is from RefSeq and is a predicted model, not a curated record.
GAAAACUUUGAUUGCUUUACAAGCGCAGUAACCCGUUCAUGGACAUGCCAAGGAGUACAAUAUGGAUUGUAUUAUAAAAUCGUUGAUCAUUUUAACUAGUGUAAUACAAAGCAACUGCGUCAGUCUGAGACGACAGCUGGCCCACAUAGCGAGAACCCAAGCUGAAAGCAAAGGCUACCUACAAAUAGAUCAACAGCUACCUUCGCGCAGGUCGUUUUAUGAAUAUGACCCUCGUGAGGUCUCUAAUAUUAUUGGACUUCCAUCGAGGCCAAGCCAUCUGCCUGAAGCGGAACCGAUACAUCCAGGACACACUCUCAUCAGGCCAGCUUUAGGGAUGCUCAAGUCUGCUGUCAAGUUUCCUCAUAAAGAACUUGAAGAUGGAGCCGGUGUUUACGGAAAUUAUGAGAAUUUGGGCAUAAGGUACGAUUCAAAGAAUGAGCGCGUCUUAUAUAGUGGUUUCAGAAGGUCACCUUCAGAUUACAUAAUGAUAAUGCCAGGGAAACCUAAAGAAAAGAACAAGGUUCAAGUCGCAUCUGCAGUUCUAGAUCCUGAAAAGAAAAAUUUCCUAAGCAGCAUUGCUAGUUUGCUGAAAAAGUCUCGCAAUAAUAUUCAUAACAGGAACACUAAAAUAUUAAUAGCAUCGCUGUACAAAGACGAGCCGCAGAAUACAAAUAAAAAAAAAUCAUACUAUUUGAACACAAGAGAUGCACUAGUUAAGAAAAAGCCGGUGCCCUGGUAUUUUCACAAACUACGCUUUACCUAUCCAAAGUUUGUGUUACGGGGUAACACUAAAAAGCAAAUGAAUAAUAUAAAAACCAAUUCAAAUUUUAUUGAAGAGGAUUCAUUAGAACAAGAAACCUCACCUAAACCAAUUGAUCUUAAAGACGAAAAACCGGAUAAAAAGAAAUGGACGCUCAGUUCCUAUAACAGUUACGACCAUAUAAACAUAAAUGAUAGUGCACCAGAAUUAGGAGAUUUAAUCCCAAGUUCGAGUGAAGAAUCGAAGGCACGAAACUGGUGGUUCUAUAACCAGAACGAUUUGGUGCCGUUCCUGAAGAAUAAGUUACUGAGAAGCAAAUAUGAAUAAUAGGUUUUUUCAAAUAAAUUUGCACUAAUUAA